CCUGGCUCCAGGCCUGGCCGCGGCCGCUCCCGCCUGGAGCCGCCGCGCGCCCCCAGUCCCCCUGCGUUCCCUCAGCCCCUCGCUUUCCUCUUCCCGGCGCGACCACCCGGCUUCCGCGUCCGGCCCGCCACCAACCCGCUCGCCACUAUGUCUGUGGAGCUUGAGGAGGCCCUGCCGCUGACAACCGCCGACGGGGCGGCCAAGAAGGCGGCCAAGGCUAGCGGCUCGGCGGUGCUGUCCCCACCCAAGAGGAAGAACAAGAAGAAAAACCAGCCGGGCAAGUACAGCCAGUUGGUGGUGGAGACCAUUCGCAGGCUGGGUGAGCGCAAUGGCUCGUCGCUGGCUAAGAUCUACACGGAGGCUAAGAAGGUGGCGUGGUUCGACCAACAGAAUGGGCGCACCUACCUGAAGUAUUCCAUCAAGGCCCUGGUGCAGAACGACACACUCCUGCAAGUGAAGGGCACCGGCGCCAACGGCUCCUUCAAGCUUAAUCGCAAGAAGGUGGAAGGCGGCGGCGAACGGCGCGGAGCGUCAGCGACCGCCACCGUGCCGGCUGCCCCCAUGCACAAGGCCAAGAAGGCGGCCCCGAGCGCUGCGAGACACCGGCGCUCGGACCAGAAGCCUGAGAAGUGCUCGCACAAGAAGGGUGCUGCCUCUAAGAAGCACAAAGGCAGCAAGGCUAAGAAGGCGGCGGCGGCUGCGGGCAAGGUGAAGAAGGCCGCCAAGCCCAGCGUUCCCAAAGUGCCAAAGGGCCGCAAGUGA
Molossus molossus (Pallas's mastiff bat) is the source of this 762-nucleotide messenger RNA. Its product is annotated as histone H1.10. Gene Ontology annotation, cellular component: nucleosome. Lineage: Eukaryota; Metazoa; Chordata; Mammalia; Chiroptera; Molossidae. Gene Ontology annotation, biological process: nucleosome assembly. Gene Ontology annotation, molecular function: DNA binding; structural constituent of chromatin. The record is from RefSeq and is a predicted model, not a curated record. The coding region runs from base 148 to 762 and encodes 204 amino acids. The transcript has a single exon.